UGAUUGAUGAUCAGAGGAGAAAUAGAUCUUAAUUUGUCCCCACUGAGUUACAUGAUUGAUGAUCAGAGAGGAAGUAGACCUUAAUUUAUCCCCACUGAUAUCUCUCUUUUCAUGGAAAAUCAAACCCAAAAAAAACCCAGAGUUCUAUGCCUCCACGGGUUCAGAGCGAGUGGUGAAAUCCUCAAAAGCAUGCUCCAGACACGGUGGCCUGAGACUGUACUUGAAAAGCUUGAUAUGGUUUACCUCGAUGGCCCAUUCCCAGCCCAAGGAAAGUCUUCCAUUGAAGACGUCUAUGAUCCUCCGUACUACGAGUGGUUCCAGUGCAACGAGGAUUUAACUGAGUUUAUAAAUUUCAAAGACUGCGUAAAGUAUCUAGAGGAUUAUAUGGUGAAGUAUGGUCCUUUUGAUGGAAUUCUAGGGGACUCUCAGGGUGGCAAUUUGGCGGCUUCUUUGCCUGGGAUGCAAAAUGAGGGAGUGGCUCUUACAAGGGUACCAAAGAUCAAGUUUCUGAUAUUCAUUUCAGCUGGCAAGUUCGGAGGAGCCACAAUGGGAACGCCUGAACUGGCUGCUAAUGCAUUUUCUUCGCCUAUUGAGCGCCCUUCUCUCCACUUUAUAGGAGACAAGGACGCUUUGAAACCAGGAGGGGAAGAUUUAGUGAAGGCAUUUGUAGACCCGGUUGUUAUUCGUCACCCACAGGGGCACACUGUUCCAACACUUGAUGAAAAACAAGUGGAAGUUGUGCUUGGAUUCAUUGAGAAGAUUCAGAAUUUGACAAAAUUUGUACUGGCAUCCCUCUAGAACAAUCUGUCGUUCUAGUCUAGUAGUUAGAAACGAGUUGUCGUUUCUAAUGCUCCAUCUUAACUUUAUUUGUCGUUUACUCGUUUAUCAUGUGUUGGCGCUUGCCUUGGUUGAACAGGCCAUGAGCCUUUUAUCUAGUUUCGUUUCUGCGCAGAGAGCUUAAUUAGUAUAUUUAUUUGCGAUCC
Molecule: messenger RNA, 983 nt
Organism: Morus notabilis
Lineage: Eukaryota; Viridiplantae; Streptophyta; Magnoliopsida; Rosales; Moraceae
Exons: 7
Coding region: 112-798 (228 amino acids)
Source: RefSeq, a predicted model, not a curated record